Molecule: messenger RNA, 1206 nt
Organism: Diaporthe citri
Lineage: Eukaryota; Fungi; Ascomycota; Sordariomycetes; Diaporthales; Diaporthaceae
Exons: 2
Coding region: 1-1206 (401 amino acids)
Cellular component (GO): nucleus; cytoplasm
Molecular function (GO): RNA polymerase II cis-regulatory region sequence-specific DNA binding
Source: RefSeq, a predicted model, not a curated record
AUGCAACGGUCACAGUCCGCAGUAGAUUUCGCAAAUCUGCUGAACCCUGCUUCCUCGGCGCCCGCCGCUCCGGAACACCAAGAAUCCAACAGCGGCACCAACAGCGGCAGCACCAGCCAGUCGCAGUCUCCCACCCAGCAGCACAACGAUCCAGCAGAUAUGGCGUCCGUCUCUGUGCUCCGCCCAAACGGGCCCCUGCCCACCGGCCAGCCCGCCGAGGUGAGCAACGAGCUCCCGCGGCCCUACAAGUGCCCGCUCUGCGACAAGGCCUUCCACCGUCUGGAGCACCAGACAAGACACAUCAGGACGCACACGGGCGAGAAGCCGCAUGCUUGCAACUUCCCGGGCUGCAGCAAGAAGUUUUCCAGAUCUGACGAGUUGACUCGGCACUCGAGGAUACACAGCAACCCGAACUCGAGACGGGGCAACAAGGGCCAGCAGCCGCACCAGAUGAUGGGUGGCCUGCAGCCCGGCGACCUGAUGCCGCCCCCGGCUCCAAAGAACAUCCGUUCGGCUCCUCCUUCCUCCCUGUCCUCGCCAAAUGUGUCCCCGCCUCACUCGUACUCCCAGUUCGUCCUGCCGCACAACACUGUUGCUCCAUUCGGAAGGGCCCCCGCUGGCAGCCCCCAUGGCGGCGGACCGAUGGACAUUACGAUGCUCGCAAAGGCUGCUCACCAGGUCGAGCGUGACAACCUGAUGGCUCCCUCAGCAAGCCACCACUCUUCGAGGUUCCACCCCUACUACUCUCACAGCUCUCACGGCUCCCGCGGCAAUCUGCCCUCGCUCUCAGCCUACCACAUGUCAAGAUCAAACUCACAGGAGGAGCACCACGACGACCAUUAUUCGCAUGCGUACAGGCACGCCAAGAGGUCAAGGCCCAACUCCCCCAACUCUACUGCUCCUUCGUCACCAACGUUCUCGCACGACUCCUUGACACCACACGCCGCGCUUGCUCCCCUGGAGCCCCAGCCGGAGCAGCAGUUCCCCAACCCCCCACCUGCGAGCGGUGCAGCCCCCGGCGUGAGAACUGGUAUGUCCUUGUCGGACAUUAUGAGCAGACCAGACGGAAACCAACGGAAGCUCCCAGUUCCCCAGGUCCCCAAGGUGGCGGUGCACGAUCUGUUGGCUCCCGAAGGUUUCAACACCAGCGGGCGGAGCUCCUCAUCCAACAGCAUCGCUGGUGGAGAUCUCAUGGAUCGCUCCUAG